GCCCCUGGAGACUAGCCGCAACUGGAAGCGCGUUGCUUCCCGGCGAGCCACAGGUGCUCCGCACUAUAUAUAUACAGUGCGUCUCGCUCCACCCACCUUUAAUUUACUCCCAAACCAAACGAGACCAAACGAACCAGCGCCGCACCGCACCCAUCUCACCAAACAAGCAGCCAGCCAGACAGCAAGCGGGCGCCGGAGCGCCGAUGCCGACGCCGUACAGCGCGGCGGCGCUGCAGCAGCACCACCGGCUGGUAUCCUCCUCCGGCGGCCUAGGUUCCGCGGCGGGGGCGGCGGCGGGGGCGCACAGGUGCGGCGAGCACGACGGGACGGUGCCGCCGGAGGUGGCGCGGCACCACGAGCACGCGGCGCCGGGGGGCCGGUGCUGCUGCUCGGCGGUGGUGCAGCGCGUGGCGGCGCCGGCGGCGGACGUGUGGGCCGUGGUCCGGCGCUUCGACCAGCCGCAGGCGUACAAGAGCUUCGUGCGCAGCUGCGCGCUGCUGGACGGGGACGGCGGCGUGGGCACGCUCCGCGAGGUGCGCGUGGUGUCGGGCCUCCCCGCGGCGUCGAGCCGCGAGCGGCUCGAGAUCCUGGACGACGAGCGGCACGUGCUGAGCUUCAGCGUGGUCGGCGGCGAGCACCGCCUCCGCAACUACCGGUCCGUGACCACCGUGCACCCGGCUCCGGGGGAGGGCGCGUCGCCGUCGCCGUCGACGCUGGUGGUGGAGUCGUACGUGGUGGACGUGCCCCCCGGCAACACCCCCGAGGACACCCGCGUGUUCGUGGACACCAUCGUCAAGUGCAACCUCCAGUCCCUCGCCCGCACCGCCGAGAAGCUCGCCGGCCGGGGAGCCGCCUACGGCGCGCCGCCGUGAUCGAUCGGAUUCGGCAGCCCGUGCCCCCCCUCCGGUCAACUCUCGGCCCGCAGGGGCGUUUCGGUAAAACCGCGCUCCGAUUCCGAUCAUUAAUCAAAUCCGUGGUGGUGGAGGCGAUGGAUUAUUUUUCUCUUCUUCUUCUUGCUUUCCUUCUGGCGUGAAGGCGAGGGGUCGGUUCGGUCGGCGCGGUUUCUCGCCCGGCCCCUCGCUGUUUCUCCUUAUCGCGAGGCGCUCCUAGCUCUAGUCUGGUAGUCUUGGGUUGGUUCCCCUUUGUUUGUUCUUGGUACUAGUAGUAAGAGUUAAGAUAAGAUUGAAAGGAAUUGGAGGAGUAAAAAAUAGCUUGGGCCGA
This is a messenger RNA of Hordeum vulgare subsp. vulgare (domesticated barley), 1221 nucleotides long. Its product is annotated as abscisic acid receptor PYL4-like. Gene Ontology annotation, biological process: abscisic acid-activated signaling pathway. Bases 204 to 872 code for a protein of 222 amino acids. The transcript has a single exon. Gene Ontology annotation, cellular component: cytoplasm; nucleus. Gene Ontology annotation, molecular function: protein phosphatase inhibitor activity; signaling receptor activity; abscisic acid binding. The record is from RefSeq and is a predicted model, not a curated record. NCBI's taxonomy places the organism in Eukaryota, Viridiplantae, Streptophyta, Magnoliopsida, Poales, Poaceae.